Messenger RNA from Temnothorax curvispinosus, 1020 nucleotides. RefSeq lists its product as uncharacterized. NCBI's taxonomy places the organism in Eukaryota, Metazoa, Arthropoda, Insecta, Hymenoptera, Formicidae. The transcript is spliced from 2 exons. The record is from RefSeq and is a predicted model, not a curated record. Bases 17 to 673 code for a protein of 218 amino acids.
GAAAAUAAAUGAAAAUAUGUAUACUAAUAUUUACACAUCAUUAUCAGAGCAGAACCGAAAAAUAGCACAAAAUUAUAGUAGAUUUUGCAUAAGAGGCAAAUUGAGUCGCACUGUACCCGUAUUAUUAACGAAUAAAUUACUUAAAUGUAUUAAUCUGAUUUUACAACUUCGUGAAAAAGCUGAAGUGCCGAAGAAAAACCCAUAUGUUUUUGGAUUACCUGGUUAUAUUAAAAAUAGAUAUCGACAUCUAAGGGCCUGCCUUUUAAUGCAUGCACAAGAAUGCAAUGCAAAUGAAUCAUCAAGUUUACGGGGUACUAUUUUACAAAAACACGUGGCAACUCAUUGCAUACAAUUGAAUCUUACUGAUCUUGCUACAUUUAUGGGUCAUGCAGAAAAAAUACAUCGAGAGCAUUAUAGGCAACCCCUAGCAAGCAGAGAUAUCCUUAAAAUAUUGCAAUAUUUGGAAGCGGUCCAAGGUGUACAAAAUUUGAACGAAUCUUCAUCUGAAAGUAAAAAGAACAAAAAAGAUGAAAGACGAAAAGAUGGCGAAGAUGAGAUAUUAGAUACCAAUACAAGAAUAGUGUGUGUCGAUGAAAACAUACAAAAGGAAGAUGUUAAUGCACAAAGAAAGAAUGGUGAUUCUAUUGGAAAUGAUGACUUUCGAAUACGUUAGGUGAGUUUCGUAAAUAUUGUCUAAGUUCGUUACUAUUUUGUUAAAAUAUUUAAUAAUAAUUUAUCUUUUUGCCUUGUUUAUCAGAGACUAAUACAAGAAUAAGAUGUAUCUAUGAUCAUACAACGAGAAAAUUGCACAGAGAAAAGUAGACUUUUGGAGAAUAAUGAAAUGUCAAUAUCUUUAGGAAAGUUUGUUUAAAAUUACCUAAUUUCAUUAUUAUUUUAUAAGUAUUUGAUAUUAUCAAAACUCUUGGUCCUUUGCUGUAAACGUUCUUGUUUUAGAGUGUCAAAAGAAAGCGCAAGAAUUUUUGAGUUAUACAAUUAUUUGUAUCUUUUUAUAUAAAGAUA